ACUGUCCGGUUCCGAAGUUGGCAGCGGUGACGAACGAGAAGACGAAAUGGAUGACUGGGAGGAGGAGGAAGGCGAUAAGGAGGAUAUUGAUGAAAACGAAGUUCGUGAGCAAGUUGGAAGAGCCCAUAUGAAGACAAUGCUUGAUCAAGACCAGCGUGAAGUUCGACUUUUUCAAGAGCUUUUUCUCGAAGAUGGAGAUUUGCAUUCUGAUGGCGGUGGAAGGCAAAGACAAUUUCGGUGGAAACAGGCUGAUGGUGAAAAUACUGAGGGAGACGGUGCCCGUCCAAAAAAUCAAGAAGAUGAAGAAGAUGAAGCUGCUGAAGAACAGGAUGAUCUCACAUGGAGAAAAAUUCACAGUGAUAGAGAAAAAUGGCUCCUGCAACAAAAGUCGCAACAGGAAACGAAUAAAGAAGUGCCAUUGGUUAUGAGCCGGCAAACUAAAAUGGUGAAAAUCAACACUGCUUCCAAAACCAUUAAUCAAAUUACAGAAGGCGAUUCCUCCGCUGCUACUGCCAACGCCAAGCAGUCAACGCAUUCUAAGGCGAACAUUGUGACCACUGUGAGAUGCGGAUCUUUUUUACGCAGAAGUGAAAAAGAUUUAUCAGAAAUUGCAUCGUUGAUGAAAUCCGUGUUACCUGUUCAGGCACCAAGGGUCGGUUCCAAUUUUGUAUUUGCAUCCAUUACUCCGGAGAGGCCAGUCGCCGAGCAAAAUAGGAAACAUAAACAAGAUGGACGUCACCGUCCUCCCUAUAGUUGGACGGUUGCCUCUCAGCUUGGCUUCCAAAUCACGGACUUUAUUGCUCAGCGAUUCGCUGCCUUCUGAUGCGCCACCUCCACGAGCUCCUGGUUUGCCAGUU
Daphnia magna is the source of this 857-nucleotide messenger RNA. RefSeq names its product claspin. The transcript has 4 exons. Gene Ontology annotation, molecular function: anaphase-promoting complex binding. Lineage: Eukaryota; Metazoa; Arthropoda; Branchiopoda; Diplostraca; Daphniidae. Gene Ontology annotation, biological process: activation of protein kinase activity; mitotic G2 DNA damage checkpoint signaling; mitotic DNA replication checkpoint signaling. The record is from RefSeq and is a predicted model, not a curated record. The coding region runs from base 47 to 823 and encodes 258 amino acids.